UCUUAUUCAUGAAUCACAAAACCAUUUAUUCUUUGUUUAAAAAAAUAUUAUUUUUUUAUUCACUUUGACCUUUGAAUAUAUUGACUUUAUUUCUAUGGUCCACCCUUUCCUCCACCUUGCCUUGCCUAUAACCCUUUUGACUCUCAAAAUCUUCAACCUAUAUAAGCACCCUCUUCCCUCACAAUAUUCAUCAAAAUUCAAAUAUCCAUAAACUUCAAUAGAAUUUUCUUUGUACAGUUAUAUAUAUUAUAUACAUGAAUUGGAUUGGUUCAAGUUCAUCAAGCACAAGUCAUGGAAAUGACAAGAAAUUAAAGGGAGUUCGGCGUCGAAAAUGGGGGAAAUGGGUGUCUGAGAUUCGAGUUCCGGGGAGUCAAGAGCGUUUAUGGUUGGGAACUUAUGCUACACGGGAGGCGGCUGCGGUGGCGCACGAUGUAGCUGUUUAUUGUUUAAAGAGACCUUCUACUUUGGACAAACUCAAUUUUCCUGAGAUUUUGUCUUCUUAUUGUAUUCAACAGAGAGAUCAUUUGAUGUCUCCGAGGUCUGUUCAGAAGGUUGCUUCAGACAUUGCUAUGGAUGUUGAUGCGCGAAACAUCGCAAGAGAAACAACGAUGAUCAAUGAAAGUACUCAUCAUCACAUGAAUGAGAAUCAGCAGGUGCAUAAUGUUGUUGCUGAUGAUGUGUUUUGGUGGGAAGGUUUGGAUGGUGAUGACUUGAAUUUGCAAGGAGUUACUCAGUUUUCUAGCCAACAAGAGGACUUGAACAUUUCCAUUGAAGAUUAUCUUUAGAUUUAGGUACAUAUGUAUACAUUAGUAGUUUUUUUUCAUGAGUAAAAAUCAAACUCGAUACACCGGAGUUUAUAAAACUCAUACAUACCGUACUUGGAUCAGAUACUUAACUAGUUGAGCUAUCCAACCAAAUGUAACUCUUAAAAUCUUAUUCCCAAGAAACAAAGAGAAGGAAUGCAACACAUCAAUUUUUGAGUUAGGAAUUGUCCAAUUAUAAAGGAAAUGUCAAAAAUUUGCAACAGCAAUAAAGAAAGAUGCAUACAUGCCAAUU
Molecule: messenger RNA, 1056 nt
Organism: Trifolium pratense (red clover)
Lineage: Eukaryota; Viridiplantae; Streptophyta; Magnoliopsida; Fabales; Fabaceae
Product: ethylene-responsive transcription factor ERF020-like
Exons: 1
Coding region: 255-785 (176 amino acids)
Biological process (GO): regulation of DNA-templated transcription
Molecular function (GO): DNA-binding transcription factor activity; DNA binding
Source: RefSeq, a predicted model, not a curated record